GAUGGCAUUUGCUGGCUUAUUUGUGUAGCUCCGCCCUGCAGCACCUGAUGCUGAUUUAAAGCUCUUUCAAACUACGAGGCCUGCUAUGUGGCAAAGUCAGCAUGACAACACACAUUGAAACCCUACUUCAGAGUCCUUUGGAAUCAAGGGACUUAUCAUUUCCUCCAUGGCCCAACCCUGAACUACCACAAGACAUGAAGCUCAGGCUGCCUCUUCCCCCUGGUAGCCCAGAGCCCUGGCUUCUCCCAGGCUGCAGCUCGGUAUAUGACAGCCUGGUCAGCUCUAGGACGCCCCAGUCACCUAUGAGUGGAGAUCAGAAUUCCUCCACCGUGAGCAAACCUCGCAGAUCCUCUAUUCUCGAGAGGUGCAUCCUGAAGAUUUCUACAGCUAACGUUGCUGUAGGGACAGAGGAUCUAGAUGAGCUCAAGAGAUCCCCAACAAGGCUCCGGUGGCGUUCUCACAAUGUAGACCCAUCGUUUUUUGAGACUAAUGAGUCUGUAUUAAAGCGAAGACAAAAGCAGAUUCAGUAUGGAAAGAACACUUGUGGUUACCAGAACUAUGUGAAGCAAGUGCCAAAGCGUUUUCGCAUCCCUGGGUUUCACCCAUCUACUCCCAACAAAUAUCGCAAAUAUAGCCGAAGAUCUUGGGACAUGCAAGUCAGGCUUUGGAGGAGAGCGCUGCAUGCGUGGGACCCACCUUUGACCUCUCAAGGAAAUGAAGGAAAUGAUCCCAUUGAUCAACUGCAGGGUUUGCUUGAGCAAAUGAACACUGACCUGGGUGAAGAAGGAAAGGGAGAAAAGGCAAGGAAGUUGGAAACAUCUGACCCCAAUGUUUCUGUACUUGCUCAACCCACUGAGGGUUCAACCAAUGGGUUCUUGAAGCCUCUUGUGCCUCAGGCUGAAAUAACAAGCCAGCAAGGCCAGUCUUCUGGUUUGGGCUAUACCUUUAACAGUCACCUAACUGCUGAGGAGAAUGUUUUGGGAUGGCUGAGGUUUCUCUUGGAGACUGACAACACAUGCAGUGAAGCUGCUUUGCAGAAUGAACAGCCACUAUGGAGAUUUUACUGACUUACCAUGAUUUCUACAAACCAUGUCUAAACCAUGUUUUCCAGGGAAAUAAGUGUACCUUUUGUUUGUCUAGUAUCUCAAGCUGUUGCAUGCACAGAGCACACUGAUGGUAGUUUAGCAUCAAACAGCAUCUUCGUAACAUGGAUUCAUUGUUAACGCCACUGUUAACCUCCACAUCACGCUUUCACUACUUUAUGUUCAUUAAGUUCUAAUUUGUUUCCAUCACUGGUUGUAUUUUCACUUUCAUAGCCUCUUGGUCACCUGCUAUAAAAUCCUGCUCCCAAAAGCACUUUGUUCUGUUCACGCUUUCUAAACUUUACAUCCAGUUCCUUGGUUUCCACUUUCAUCUUUUUUGACUAAGUUGCUGGUAAUUCUUACCAUUCUUUUUGUACCUUGCAUAUUUUUGUACAACUUAAAGUAGUGGAAAACAAACCUAAUAAAGAUGUGUUAAAUGUU
Messenger RNA from Pangasianodon hypophthalmus (striped catfish), 1523 nucleotides. It is a transcript of the gene slbp2, whose product is annotated as stem-loop binding protein 2. Gene Ontology annotation, biological process: mRNA 3'-end processing by stem-loop binding and cleavage; mRNA transport. Gene Ontology annotation, molecular function: mRNA binding; histone pre-mRNA stem-loop binding. Lineage: Eukaryota; Metazoa; Chordata; Actinopteri; Siluriformes; Pangasiidae. The transcript is spliced from 8 exons. The record is from RefSeq and is a predicted model, not a curated record. Bases 102 to 1067 code for a protein of 321 amino acids. Gene Ontology annotation, cellular component: cytoplasm; histone pre-mRNA 3'end processing complex.